AUGGAGGCCCACGACUACAAUGAAGAUGAACGCCGGCAACUCGAAGCCGAGCUACACAUGGAGAUUCUUCCUGGCACGGAAGUCAUGGCAGAUGUAGGCUCACACCACUUCGUCAAAGGUACACAUCGCCAAGUCCUCGUUCCACAACCUAGCGACGAUCCCAAUGACCCUCUGAAUUGGAGUACUGGUUGGAAGCUGGCAUGUAUCAUCUCGGCAUCCAUGGUCACAUUUACACAAGGAUUUGGACCGCUAGCUCUCGCGCCUAUGUUUCCAGCACUCAUAACAGCUUUCGACACCGAUCUGGCAGGAGCAGUCCAGUUCACUGGCGUGUGUAUCUUAGUACUCGGAUUCAGCAAUUUCAUCUGGGUUCCAAUCAGCACGUCUUUCGGUCGCCGUCCGGUUUAUCUCGCAUCCCAGAUGAUCAAUUUCGGUACAUCGAUAUGGCGCGCCAAGGCCAACUCCUACAACUCCUUCAUGGGCGCAUGCAUCGUCAAUGGCAUCGGCGCUGGACCGGCUGAGACCAUCAUGCCCGAAAUCAUCGCCGAUAUCUUCUUCUUGCACGACCGUGGAAAGUGGAACACUCUGUACUGGGUGGUAUACAUGGGCUCGCUUAUGGUCGGUCCUAUCGUUUCCGGCUCGAUGACUGAGACGGUCGGCUGGCGCAGCUUCUGGUGGCUCAACACUGGCAUCUUAGGCUUUUCGUUCUUGAUGGUCGUUUUCAUGUUUCCUGAAACAAGGUUCAAGCGCGUGUUACCCGAGCACUUAGGACGGGAGAAGGCCGCCUCUAGCUCACUAGAGGAGAAGACGCGGGCGACGACCCAAGAAGAGGUCAACAACUCCGAUGCCGAGAAAGAGACGAACCGCAUCCAACACGUCAACACAGCUAAUUCCAUCUUACCGAAUACCACUGGCCUUGAGAUGUCUGAGACCGCUCAACGCGAUCCAUUCCUUGGACGCGGAAAACCUGGCAAAUGGCAAUGGAAAGUCUUCCAACCAAAUGCCCACCCCUUCCGUUCUAUCUUGCUCGACCUUUGGAUUCCUUGGAAGUUAUUUGCAUUCCCCAUUGUCGAAUUCGCCGCUUUCGUCGUCAGUUGGUCAUGCUCCAGCUUUCUUACCAUCAACCUUACACAAAGUCAAGUCCUCUCCUUACCACCAUACAACAUGAAGCCCAUGACCGUCGGCUUUACCAACUUCGCCGUCAUGGUCGGUGCGUUCAUCGGACUCUUCACUGCUGGCCCGCUCAGCGAUUGGGUUUCUGCAAGGAGCACGAAGAAGAACAACGGCAUUCGCGAGCCUGAGAUGCGCUUGCCCGCUAUGAUACCAUAUGUCAUCAUCAUGCUCAUUGGUAAUAUUGUCGUCGCAAUAGGUUACGAGCGCAAGUGGCCCUGGGAGGCUAUCAUCAUCAUCGGCUACACAUGCGCUGGAAUCCAAGUUGCAGCGCUACCGGGUAUUGUCAGUACAUAUGCCGUUGACUCUUAUAAGCCGGUCGCUGGGUCUUUGUUUGUCGCCAUCACCGUCAACAAAAAUGUUUGGGGCUAUGGGUUUGGCAAGUUCAUCACGCCCUGGAGUGAGGAGGCUGGUUUCAUCUCGCCUAUCAUGACCAACGCAGCUCUGAUUACACUAUGGUGCUUGUUCGGUAUACUCUUUUGGUGGAAAGGCAAGACGUUCCGUCGCUGGAGCAGAAACAGCAGCGUCCACCGACAGGGCGCUUUGUAA
Alternaria atra is the source of this 1716-nucleotide messenger RNA. RefSeq lists its product as uncharacterized. Gene Ontology annotation, biological process: transmembrane transport. The record is from RefSeq and is a predicted model, not a curated record. Lineage: Eukaryota; Fungi; Ascomycota; Dothideomycetes; Pleosporales; Pleosporaceae. Bases 1 to 1716 code for a protein of 571 amino acids. Gene Ontology annotation, molecular function: transmembrane transporter activity. The transcript is spliced from 4 exons.